UUCCCUGACUGGUUACAUUGUAGCUUCUGGCAGAUCAGGAAAUGUUGACAUUUGUUGGCAGGGAGGUGGUGAGAGCCAUCCGCAGCUACAGCGCCAUGGCAGCCGGCAGAGGACUCGUCUUCAGGCAGCUGUUUGAGCCGGCCAGCUGUACCUACACCUACCUGCUUGCUGAUGCCAACACCAAAGAGGCCGUUCUGAUCGACCCCGUGCUGGAGACGGCCAAUCGCGAUGCAAAGCUGGUGAAAGAUCUGGGCCUGAAGAUGAUCUUUGCAGCUAACACUCACUGCCAUGCGGAUCAUAUUACUGGGACGGGGGUGCUGAAGAAGUUGUUACCCGGGUGUAAGAGCGUCAUCUCUAAGGACAGUGGGGCCCUGGCAGACAUCCACAUACAGGAGGGAGACACCAUUAAAUUUGGCAAAUAUUCUCUGGAGGCGCGGUCCACCCCCGGACACACAGACGGCUGCCUGACGUACGUGCUAAAUGAUAAAAGCAUGGCCUUCACCGGCGAUGCCCUGCUCAUCAGAGGCUGUGGGCGCACUGACUUCCAGCAGGGCUGCCCCAGCACCCUGUAUCAUUCCGUCCACAGCAAGAUCUUAAGCCUGCCUGACAGCUGCUCCCUGUACCCCGCGCAUGAUUACACGGGUCAGACUGUGACCACCGUGGAGGAGGAGAAGCGUCUGAACCCUCGAAUGACCAAGAGUGAAGCAGAGUUUGUGAACAUCAUGAAUAAUCUGAACCUGCCAAAGCCUAAGCAGAUCGAUAUCGCAGUUCCAGCAAACUUGAAAUGCGGCAUUCAGGAUGACUGAUGACAUCAUCGCUCCAACGCCAGUCAAAUCUGUUUCGAAGUUUCUUGACUUGCCUUAAAGAAUCACAAGUUUUAGAUAUAUUUUUUUAAUUCUAUGACAUGAUUGUGCUCGUCGUGUGCAGCUGAGAUAUCGGAGGGAUGUAUACCACACCAUAGAUGUAUAUAUGUAUACUUGCAUACCGCCCUUUUAUGUACAGUAUAUAUGUAUUCUGCACCAUCAAUCUGUGUAUAUACAGUAUGUAUACUGCACCGCUGAUGUAUGUAUACUGCACCACUGAUGUAUGUAUACUGCACCGCUGAUGUAUGUAUACUGCACCGCUGAUGUAUGUAUACUGCACCACUGAUGUAUGU
Molecule: messenger RNA, 1156 nt
Organism: Bufo bufo (common toad)
Lineage: Eukaryota; Metazoa; Chordata; Amphibia; Anura; Bufonidae
Gene: ETHE1
Product: ETHE1 persulfide dioxygenase
Exons: 7
Coding region: 42-806 (254 amino acids)
Biological process (GO): hydrogen sulfide metabolic process; glutathione metabolic process
Molecular function (GO): sulfur dioxygenase activity
Source: RefSeq, a predicted model, not a curated record